Messenger RNA from Strongylocentrotus purpuratus (purple sea urchin), 3754 nucleotides. RefSeq names its product zinc finger protein 84-like. NCBI's taxonomy places the organism in Eukaryota, Metazoa, Echinodermata, Echinoidea, Camarodonta, Strongylocentrotidae. Gene Ontology annotation, molecular function: RNA polymerase II cis-regulatory region sequence-specific DNA binding; DNA-binding transcription factor activity, RNA polymerase II-specific. The record is from RefSeq and is a predicted model, not a curated record. The coding region runs from base 787 to 1911 and encodes 374 amino acids. Gene Ontology annotation, biological process: regulation of transcription by RNA polymerase II. Gene Ontology annotation, cellular component: nucleus. The transcript has 3 exons.
AAGGACGAAAGAAAACAAGAAAAAAGUCUCAAUAUUCCUUAAAAAUAAAACUGAAAUGUCCUCUAAGAGAUAUGUCAAUUAAGGUGCUGCACAUUAUUCUUAGAUUGCAAGUAAGAUAAUUAAGUUACAUUGUUUUAGUACAAAUCAAGGUUCUGAUGCAAGUUUUGUCAAAAUCUUCUUUGCAGUUGAUGAGUUUCCUGUUUGGGAUGCUGGCUUUUAGGGGGACCAAUACAAAAUUUCUUCCAUCGGAAGACCAUGCGCCCUAAACUCUGCCUUUUGAGAGUCUGUAUGCUUCUUGAAGCAAUUCCGUGUUUUUUUCAAUUAGGUCUUCUUGGAUAGUUGUGCCUGAGUUCUUUAACAUUGGGUUCUUGUAUAGCGCUCAUACAUGUAUCUGUCAGACUUGACACUCCUGGCGCUCCCGAUUAUUACUGUGGCUUUUGUAAUUUUGUAACAACUCUUAAUUGUCUCUCGCAAUAUGAUUUAAGCUCAACUAUAAUUGAACGAUCACCUUUACGUGUUUUUGAAGAAGGGUCGUCAACUCGAUGGCUAUACGGUCUAUAUCUUGCUCCUGAAGAUCAACUUGAAUUCGCUGACCUUCUUCACAAACUAGAGUAUUCAAUUUGAUGUUUUCUGCACACUUCUCUAUGAGACCGAAGAUUAUAAACUUGGCGUUUCAGGUUUGCAAUUUUUUUGAGGCUGUUAUUAGUUCACGUAGAUGUUUGAUGGCUGUCUCCUUCUCAUUCACCUUCAUCUCGACAUCCAUCAAGGUUGAUUUUGCCUUCUCUGAUGAGGUGUGAAGAGUUGGACAAUGGACAAGACAAUAUACACCCAUAUAUAACAGCAUGCAGUGGAGAGAAGACCCAUCUGUGUUUACAUUGCAAGUUGGACAAUGGACAAGACAAUAUACACCCACAUAUAACAGCAUGCAGUGGAGAGAAGACCCAUCUGUGUUUACAUUGCAGUAAAACAUUUACAGAUGAGAACACCCUGAUACUACAUCAGAAAACACACCAGGUCGACUAUGAGCUUACUAGCCACCUUCGAACACAAACUCAAGAGAAACCUUUCAACUUUUCCCAGAAUUACAAGGGUUUUCCUUGCCAAAGUAAUCUAGGAAAGCAUCUAAGGACGCAUACAGAAGAAAAGCCUUUUCAAUGUUCCCAUUGUUGUAAGACAUUUUCUCAAAGGCAAGAGCUUACAAGCCACCUUAGAACAUAUACAGGAGAGAAAUCCUUCACAUGUUCCCAGUGUGAUAAGGUUUUUACUUCCCAAAGUAAUCUGACUAACCAUUUAAGAACACACAGUGGAGAAAAGCCCUAUCAAUGUCCUAACUGUGAUAAAGGAUUUUCUGAAAAGAAGAAUCUUACUCGUCACCUUAGAACACAUACAGGAGAGAAACCAUUUAUGUGUUCUCAGUGUGAUACAGGUUUUGCUCAAACAGCUACCCUUAUUAGGCAUUUAAGAACACACAGUGGAGAAAAGCCUUAUAAAUGUUCCCAUUGUGUAAAGACAUUUGCUCAACAGGCUAAUCUUACUAGCCACAAUAGAAGACAUACAGGAGAGAAGCCUUUCAAGUGUUCCCAGUAUGAUGAGGGUUUUUCUCAAAGAAAUAACCUUACAAGACAUUUAAGAACACACAGUGGAGAAAAAACUUUUCAAUGUUCCCAUUGUGAUAAGGUUUUUUCUCAAAGAGGUACCCUUACGAGACAUUCAAGAACACACAGUGGAGAAAAACCUUUUCAAUGUUCCCAGUGUGAUAAGGGUUUUUCUCGAAGAAGUUCCCUUAUUAGCCAUUUAAGAACACACAGUGGAGAAAAACCUUUUCAAUGUCCCCAGUGUGAUAAGGGUUUUUCUCAAAGUAGUUCCCUUAUUAGACAUUUAACAACACACAUUGGAGAAAAGCCUUAUUGAUGUUACCAUUACGAUAACAGUUUUUCUAAACAAGGUGAUAUUAAUCGUCAUAUUAGGACACAUACAUCUACUAGAUAAAACGUGAAAAUGUUCCGAUUGUAAUACGGUAUGAGAUUUUUUUAUUAAUUGGAUGUUAUUAGCCAGCUAAGAUAACUUACAGUGGGAAACUCUUUAAUUGAUCCGUUUGUGAUACAGGUCAUCUUACCUGUCAUGUUUAUAGGACACACACACUAGAGAAAAACCUUAUAAAUGUUGUGAUUGUAAUAAGAGAUUUUUUUUUUUUAAAGACAUUUUUUUUUAUGAAUGGGAUGUUACUAGCCACCGUAGAAGCAUACAGGAGAGAAACACGUCAAGUGUUCCUAAUAAGAUAGGAAUUUUCUUAUAAAAGUGAGCUCACAAGGCAUAUAAGAACACACAUAACCCCUAUAAAUGUUAGGAUUAUAUUAAGAGAUUUUCUUUGAACAGUAAUCCUACUAGUUAUCUAAGAAUACAUAUUGGAGAAAAGCCAUUUAAUUGUUUACUUUGUUCUGAAAGGGAUUUCUUCGUUUGUACAGUGCAUGAUAUUGCUAAUUGCCUGAUAAUACACAGAGUAAAAAUUCCACAUAAAUGUUUUAAAUGUAAUAAAAGGAUUUUGUCGUAUUAGUGAUCCUUUAAAAAUAAUAUAGUUCUAAGUUUAUUGCUUCAAUUCUGAAUACAUAAAAAAGGACAUUUACAUAAUAAUGAGAGGUACAUUAUGAAAUUUAGCGUACAGAAUACAUUGAAGAUAACUUUGAUAACAAUUUUACAUACUUGUUUUGCCAUUUCAACGUAUGUUCAGCAUUUGUCCUUGUCUUGUGGCAUUAACGCUUUCCACUUUUUCUAAAUAAUAAAUUUCCAACUUGAACUGUAUAAAUCUUAAGUUAUUUUCUUUGCAUUUAUUUUGAAAAAUGAAUUGUUGAUCAUACAUAAACAAAAGUGUUAAUCGUUUUGUUACUAAUCUUGACUCCAAAACAUAUAUCUGUGAUUUUGAUUUCACUGAGCUGCAAUUAUAGUAAUUGCAGCUCAGUUACUGAUAUCUUUCCAGAAUUUUUUUACAACAGGACACGUAUAGAACAAAUAAAUUAACGUUUGCAUAUCUGUUUGACAGGAAUUGCAUAUUGGUGUACUUUUUAUACCAACAAGGUGCAAAUAUUAAUUUGUAGAAAUCCUUUGAUGGAGGAAUUUGAACUGAAAUUCUUGUAACCUGUAAUCUAAAGUUGUCAGUGGCUUUGUUAAACGAUUUUGCCACUUUAAUGUAAUUUCAAGCGGUACAGGAAUUUUUGCUUGUGAAGUCAGAUCCAGUUUCCAUUUUCAUAACUGUUUUUUUAAUCUGUUUUUUUGUACCAUAAUGUUAUUAAUUUUCAUAUCUAAAACUACCUCUGAUUCUUCAAAUGUAUUUUUUCAGAAUUCUUUUCCAACUUGCAGAAAUAGCAGAUACAUAGCACAUUAAUCUAAAAGAUGUAUCAAUCUCACGUUGUGCCUUCAACAAAACUUGGUGAAAGAUAUAAAGCUACCAUUUUUACUCAGAAGACCUUUCACAUAAAGUAUCCUAGCCUCAACCUAUUUUUUUUUAUAAAGAUUAUCUUUUUAUCUAUUUUUACUAAUGUAUUAUUCCACAAUGGUUGAAAUACAAUUUUUUUUAAAUCUAACAGUUUUAGUACGUAUUGUACGACCAAGCUGAGAAAACAUGUGUCCAAAACAUAUUUAAUAAUGGAUGUUUGAUAUCUUUCGAUUGGAAGUUUACACCACAAAGAAAUAUAUAUUUUACCAAUGGGAAUCGACUUUAAAAAGCAGUUAAACAAUGCCAAUAUUAAAAUAAACGUAU